AUGACUGCUCUCCGGAACCCAAAGGGAACAGCCAUUGCAUCGAGAAGGGGGAUGGAGAAAAUCAUCUACGACUUCUACUCUGAUCUCUUCGACAGCCAUGUCCACUUGCCUCCUCACCAUCUGAGGGAAGAUGGACAAGUCAUUCCAGAGGUUCUCCCGUCCGAAAUACGACAUGCUAUCAUGUCGGUAAGAAAUCGUACUGCACCCGGUCCCGACAGAGUAAGACAAGAACACCUGAAGAGCCUUCCGCCAGUACUCAUCAACACCCUGGCGAGGCUCUUUACACGUUAUCUGUCGGAAUGCAAGGUUCCUAAACCGUGGAAGACCAGCAAGACCGUGUUGUUGUAUAAAAAGGGAGAUCCACAUGACAUCGGCAACUAUCGUCCAAUCUGCUUACUGUCCGUCAUCUACAAGCUCUUUACAAGAGUGAUCUUUAAUAGGAUUGAAAAAGUCUUGGAUGAAGGACACCCAUGCGAGCAAGCAGGGUUUCGAAAAGGAUUCAGCACGAUUGACCACAUUCACACUGUUUCGAAACUCAUCGAGGUAUCACGAGAGUACAAGAUGCCGCUCUGUCUCACCUUCAUCGACUUGAAAAAGACCUUCGACUCAGUUGAGACGGAAGCGGUCCUAGAAGCCUUGGACAACCAAGGCGUCCCUACUCAGUACAUAAAGGUACUUCGAGAGUUGUACAGUAACCUCACGACCGGAAUUUCGCCAUUCUACAAGAACAUCAUCAUUGACGUGAAGAGGGGGAUCCAAAAGAGUGAUACAAUUUCACCCAAAAUAUUCACAACUACCCUCGAGAACGCAAUGCGAAAGUUGGAAUGA
Necator americanus (New World hookworm) is the source of this 828-nucleotide messenger RNA. RefSeq lists its product as uncharacterized. The record is from RefSeq and is a predicted model, not a curated record. The transcript has a single exon. Bases 1 to 828 code for a protein of 275 amino acids. NCBI's taxonomy places the organism in Eukaryota, Metazoa, Nematoda, Chromadorea, Rhabditida, Ancylostomatidae.